UCCCUGGGCGCCUAUCAUUCUUGUGCCCUGAUCGCGAGCGGCAAGGUGAUGUGCUGGGGAUCCAACGGUGACGGUCAGCUCGGGGACGGGACUAACACCCAGCGCCUAUCUCCUGUUCAGGUCUCGGGAAUCUCGACGGCAACGAGUAUCGGCCUGGGCGGCUAUCACUCUUGUGCUCUGCUCCUGAGCGGCAAGGUGAUGUGCUGGGGCUACAACGUGCACGGUCAGCUCGGGGACGGGACAACCAACAACAAGCGCACAACCCCGGUCAUGGUUUCAGGCAUCACGACGGCGACGACAAUCGGUGUUGGAUUUGACCACUCGUGCGCCAUCCUGGCGGACGGCAAGGUUAUGUGCUGGGGCUUGAACUGGGGUGGUGGGCUCGGGGACGGUACCACCACCGACAGCGCAAUCCCCGUUGAAGUCCAAGGCACCUUCACCGCGACUAGCAUCGCCGUGGGAAAAGGGCAUACGUGUGCGCUGCUCGCCGCAGGCGCGGUGGCUUGCUGGGGGAGCAACGGCAGCGGCCAAAUCGGGGACGGGACUACCACCCAGCGCCUAUCUCCUGUUCAGGUCUCGGGAAUCACAACCGCGACGCGACUUUCGCUUGGCGACUAUCACUCUUGUGCCCUGCUUACGGACGGCAAGGUGAUGUGCUGGGGCUUUAACGAUGACGGUCAGCUCGGGGAUGGGACUAACAUCAGCAAAGCUUUUUCUGUCGAGGUUUUGGGCAUUUCGACGGCGACGAACAUCGGCCUUGGCGGCUACCACUCUUGUACCGUGCUCAUCGGAGGCAAGGUGAUGUGCUGGGGCUUGAACGACAAUGGCCAACUCGGGGACGGGUCAACCUCC
Micromonas commoda is the source of this 852-nucleotide messenger RNA. RefSeq lists its product with no specific name. The transcript has a single exon. The record is from RefSeq and is a predicted model, not a curated record. Lineage: Eukaryota; Viridiplantae; Chlorophyta; Mamiellophyceae; Mamiellales; Mamiellaceae. The annotation marks the transcript as partial.